GUUUUUUACUUUGCCCACACUGUUCAUUUUGUCUAAAGAUCCGUUACCUCUCUCUGGCAAGAACUCUGAGUUUCCGACAAAUAAUUAGGAGAUCGAAAUUCUUGUCUGACACAAAAAAAAAAAAAACCAUUCUUAUUCGAAACUUCCCUCGGAGACUUUUCUCUUUUUUUUUUUCUUCAGAUUUUUAUUUUCAGAAAUUUCGUUCUUCUUCGUCCGUCCGUGGAUCUCUCAAGUUUGGUUGAAGAUAUCAAAUGGUGGGAUAAAAAAAUAAAAGUGAAUUAGACACCGCCAAAGGAACGUUUCUUACUUUCGUCACUUUAGUUUCCGAGAGCUUUGACUUAUAAAAGCUUUUAGAUUUUCCCGGAAUAAAAAAAAAAAAAAAAAAAACCCUGAUGGAGAAAUUAUAUUGACCGGGUGUAUAGAUUUGUGAAGAAGGGUGAUUUAAAGAGAUGGGUAGGAGAAUUAAGAGGAAAGGUUUCAUAAACACUGAAGCUGCCAGAGAAUUUGUUAAUCAUCUAGUUGCUGAGAGACAUUCCUUGUUGUUGCUUGUUCCUUUGGUGUUAGCUUUCUGGGCGAUUGAGAGAUGGGUCUUUGCUUUCUCCAAUUGGGUUCCUCUUGUUGUCGCCGUUUGGGCUGCUCUUCAGUAUGGAAGUUACCAAAGGGCAAUACUUGCUGAAGAUCUUACAAAGAAGUGGAAGCAAAACGUUUUCAAUGCGUCGACGAUAACUCCUUUGGAACAUUGUCAAUGGCUUAACAAGUUGCUCUCUGAAAUUUGGCUAAACUUCAUGAACAAGAAACUUUCUCUCAGAUUUGCUUCCAUGGUAGAGAAACGACUGAGACAACGAAGGUCAAGACUAAUAGAAAAUAUACAAUUGUUGGAGUUUUCUCUUGGCUCAUGCCCUCCUUUGCUGGGACUCCAUGGAACUUGUUGGUCCAAAUCAGGGGAACAGAAAAUUAUGCGAUUAGAUUUCACUUGGGACACAACUGAUCUAAGUAUCUUGUUGCAAGCCAAGCUGUCCAAACCGUUUAAUCGAACAGCACGGAUCGUUGUCAACAGUCUUUGCAUCAAAGGCGAUAUUCUGAUCAGACCAAUUCUUGAAGGAAAAGCAUUGCUCUAUUUCUUUGUAUCGAACCCUGAAGUUAGAAUCGGAGUUGCUUUCGGUGGUGGUGGUGGCCAGUCUCUUCCCGCAACAGAGCUUCCCGGCGUCUCCUCUUGGCUGGUCAAAAUCCUAACAGAAACGUUGAACAAGAAGAUGGUAGAGCCACGCCGGGGAUGUUUCUCGUUACCUGCAACCGAACUUCACAAAACAGCCGUCGGGGGAAUAAUCUAUGUAACCGUAGUCUCUGGUAGCAAUCUUCACCGCAGUGUUCUUCGCGGAAGCCCCUCGAGAAGUUCCGAUAUUGCAGAGGGUAGCAGCGGAAACAGCAGCAACAGCAGCAGUAGCAAACCUGUUCAGACAUUUGUUGAAGUCGAACUCGAACAGCUUUCUCGACGAACCGAGAUGAAAUCAGGACCGAAUCCAGCUUAUCAAUCAACGUUUAACAUGAUUUUACACGACAACACAGGGACACUUAAGUUUAAUCUCUAUGAGAACAAUCCUGGGAGUGUAAGAUACGACAGUCUCGCUAGCUGUGAAGUUAAGAUGAAAUACGUAGGUGAUGAUUCAACAAUGGUCUGGGCCGUUGGAUCUGAUAACGGUGUGAUUGCGAAACACGCUGAGUUCUGUGGUCAAGAAAUCGAGAUGGUUGUUCCGUUUGAAGGAGUUAGCUCCGGCGAGCUGACCGUCAGGCUACUUCUAAAAGAAUGGCAUUUCUCUGAUGGCUCACAUAGCUUGAAUAGCGUUCAUUCGAGUUCUUUACACUCCCUCGACAGCUCCUCUACUCAUCUCUCCAAAACCGGCCGGAAGAUUAUUGUGACUGUUUUGUCUGGAAAGAACCUUGUUUCUAAAGAUAAGUCCGGCAAAUGUGAUGCCUCUGUGAAGUUACACUACGGAAAAAUUAUACAAAAGACGAAGAUUGUUAACGCAGCAGAGUUUGGCUGGAACCAGAAAUUUGAGUUUGAAGAGUUAGCAGGAGAAGAAUAUUUAAAGGUGAAAUGCUAUAGAGAAGAGAUGCUUGGCACGGACAACAUUGGUACAGCUACAUUGAGUCUUCAAGGGAUCAAUAACAGUGAAAUGCAUAUAUGGGUUCCGCUUGAAGACGUUAAUUCUGGAGAAAUAGAGCUUUUGAUCGAAGCUGUGGCUCCUGAGUACAGCGAAGCAGAUUCUAGUAAAGGCUUGAUUGAAUUGGUUCUUGUUGAAGCGCGAGAUCUUGUGGCUGCGGAUCUUAGAGGAACCAGUGAUCCUUAUGUUAGAGUUCAAUAUGGAGAGAAGAAACAGAGAACAAAGGUGAUAUUUAAGACAUUGCAACCGAAAUGGAACCAGACAAUGGAGUUUCCAGAUGAUGGGAGCUCCUUGGAGCUACAUGUCAAAGACCAUAACACUCUACUUCCGACAUCAAGUAUAGGUAACUGCAUCGUGGAGUACCAAGGGCUAAAGCCAAACGAGACUGCCGAUAAGUGGAUACCUCUCCAAGGAGUGACACACGGCGAGAUCCAUGUCAGAGUCACGAGGAAAGUCAAGGAGGUUCAGAGACGCGCCAGCGUGGAUUCUGGCUCCCCGUUUAACAAAGCUCUGUUGUUGUCCAACCAAAUGAAGCAGGUUAUGAUAAAGUUUCAGAAUUUGAUUGACGAUGGAGAUCUUGAAGGUCUUGCUGAAGCUUUAGGAGAGCUGGAAAGUUUGGAGGACGAACAAGAAGAGUAUUUGGUCCAGCUUCAGACAGAGCAAAUGCUGCUUAUCAACAAGAUCAAAGACCUUGGCAAAGAGAUUCUUAACUCUUCUCCGGUUCAAGCACAGAUUCAUUCCCCAUCUCGAUCAGGGUCAGGUUCGGGGACAGGAUCGUAUAGCCGGAGAUUACCCGCACCAAUGUAGUCACUUGUUUUCUCAUCAAACAAUCAUCUAUAAUGUAUAUAGAUAGAUAUCUAGUGCAUUGGAUUAAAUGUUCAGAGAGAGUUGAUCCCUUGUUACAAAGUUAGAAACAUCAAGCUGUAAGUUUCUUUUUAUUCCCAUUGUUAUUCAGUAACAAUAAAGACAGUUGUAAUUGUUUGUAAACAGUUUUUUUCUGUGUCUAGUCUGAUCAAUAAUUUACAGAAAA
Molecule: messenger RNA, 3192 nt
Organism: Camelina sativa (false flax)
Lineage: Eukaryota; Viridiplantae; Streptophyta; Magnoliopsida; Brassicales; Brassicaceae
Molecular function (GO): lipid binding
Source: RefSeq, a predicted model, not a curated record